CUUUUCGUACUUUACACGAAGACCGGGAAGGCAGCAUGACGUCAAAUCUCGUCGACGCACAUGUGAGAGAAGCGCGGAGCAGUGAUGGCUUCUGAGAGGCUUCAGUUUCAUGAAAUGGGGUUAGACGACCGUCUCUUAAAGGCGGUUGCAGAUCUGGGUUGGUCUCAGCCCACCCUAAUCCAAGAGAAGGCCAUUCCUCUGGCUCUGGAGGGGAAGGACCUUCUGGCUCGAGCUCGGACCGGAUCUGGAAAGACCGCAGCCUAUGCUAUACCUGUCAUACAGCGCAUCCUGGCCUCCAAACAGAGUGUUCGUGAGCAGGAUGUAAGAGCGCUGAUCCUGGUACCAACCAAAGAGCUGGGUCAGCAGGUUCAGACCAUGAUGAGACAGUUAACAUCGUACUGUUCAAGAGAUGCACGAGUGGCCGACAUUUCUGGCAAAGCCGAUGUGUCAACGCAGAGACCCAUUUUAAUGGAGAAGCCGGAUGUGGUUGUAGGGACACCGUCCCGUGUUCUUGCCCACCUUAACGCGCAGAACCUGGCCCUUCACUCUUCCCUCGAGAUGUUGGUUGUAGAUGAGGCCGACCUGGUCUUCUCCUUCGGCUUCGAGUCCGAUCUGAAGAAUUUGUUAUGCCAUUUGCCAAAGAUCUAUCAGUCGUUCCUCAUGUCGGCUACCUUCAACGAGGAUGUCCAGGCCUUAAAGGAGCUUCUGCUGCACAACCCGGUGACCUUGAAGCUUCAGGGCUCUCAGCUGCCAGACAGCACUCAGCUGCAGCAGUACACCAUCAAAUGUGAGGAGGAGGACAAGUUCCUGCUCAUUUAUACGCUGCUGAAGCUGCAUCUGGUCCAGGGAAAAACGCUGCUGUUUGUGGGAGCAGUGGACCGGAGCUACAGACUCAAACUGUUUCUGGAACAGUUUGGUAUUCCCACCUGUGUCCUUAACUCUGAGCUGCCCGUCCAGUCCAGGUGCCACAUCAUCAGCCAGUUUAACCAGGGAUUCUAUGACAUCAUCAUUGCCACAGAUGAGCAGAGUUUGGUUGAACCUGCAGCAUCUUCUUCAGGGAAAGAAAAGAAGAAAAAGAGUUCAGCGAAAGGAGCAAAGGCUAAAGAUAAGGAGUAUGGAGUCUCCAGGGGUGUGGACUUCCAGAAUGUCGCCAACGUCAUCAACUUUGAUUUCCCAACAUCUGUUGAUUCCUACAUUCAUCGAGUUGGAAGAACAGCGAGAGCUGACAACCCAGGCACCGCCCUGUCAUUCAUCUCUCACACAGAACUCAGUGCGCUGGCAGAGGUGGAGGAGGCCCUCGGUGGAGAUAAAGCUGAGUCUGCACUCAAACCUUAUGAGUUUAGGAUGGAGGAGAUCGAAGGCUUCAGGUACAGGUGCAGGGAUGCGAUGCGCGCAGUGACAAAGCAGGCUGUGAGGGAGGCCAGACUGAAGGAGAUCAAGCAAGAGUUGCUGAACUCAGAAAAACUCAAGACAUAUUUUGAGGACAACCCGAGAGAUCUGCAGCUGCUCAGACACGACAAAGACCUUCAUCCUGCUGUCAUCAAGCCUCACAUGAAAAACAUACCUGACUAUCUGAUUCCUGAGACUCUGAGGGGCGUAGUGAAUCCGCUGUCGAACAAGAGAAGGAAAAGGAGGAUAAAGCCUGCAGCGGAGGGAGUCGUGAAAAGCAGCUUUAAGAAGCACGUCCCAGGGAGGAAUCCGCUGAAAAGUUUCCGGUACACAGGAACAAGAAACAAAAAAGCCAAAGGUGCCAAAUCAUAGCUGCUGGAGCUCAGCUGAGGGUGGAUCAGUUCUGCAUAUUGCACCAGUUCAGAGAGCAUCAUCAGGAGGAUCAUUUGGACUCCACUGUUGACCCAACUGGGACAAAUAUUAAUUACUCGUAAAUAAUCUGAAGACCUAAUGGACUCUGGAUAUUGAUUUUAUAGGUUCUAAAGAGAACACUGACUUCUUUGGAUGAACCUUCAGACAAACCCGUCAGAGGGCCUGUUAUCUCAUGAGAAGUACAUUUUCGUUCUAAAUAAUUUGAAAUGGUUUAAAAAUAAAAAUGUUUCACAUCAUCAUUGUGUUGGUUCUACAUGUGUUAGUGUGGUAUGAAGUAAGCCCUGAUGAUGGCCCUAUAUUAAAAAAACGUAUUUGGAGUGUGUGAUCAGACAUGAGUGUUUGUGGAAAUAAAACUUUAUUACAAAACUUA
Girardinichthys multiradiatus is the source of this 2191-nucleotide messenger RNA. It is a transcript of the gene ddx56, whose product is annotated as DEAD (Asp-Glu-Ala-Asp) box helicase 56. The transcript has 14 exons. The record is from RefSeq and is a predicted model, not a curated record. Gene Ontology annotation, molecular function: ATP binding; nucleic acid binding; RNA helicase activity. Lineage: Eukaryota; Metazoa; Chordata; Actinopteri; Cyprinodontiformes; Goodeidae. Gene Ontology annotation, cellular component: nucleolus. Bases 85 to 1761 code for a protein of 558 amino acids.